AUGUCUCCGAACAAUACCACUCGGCCGGUGGCUGUCGGCAAACCACCUGCCAUCAACUUCUUUGCUGAAACAGGCACUGAAAGGGACGUCACUGAAGCACAAGAGCUGACCUCCAAGCUAUCGACACAUGACAAGCCGACCAAAAUGGCUGCAGGCAAUGUCCUCCAAGAGCCAAAUGGCAGUCAGCAGUUCCAAGAUCCUAUCAAUGAAGCACUAGCUUCAAUUCAUAAAGACAUCGGUGGAACGGGGUCCAUCUCAAACUUAUCAUUGGAAGAGCUCAUUGGACUCAAUGAAGACCCUCAAGAAGAGGACUACGUCGACUGGGCCAAAGAGGAAAGCCCAUCUUUUGAGCCCAAUUUCACAGCUACAUCACCGGAAGUUUGUCUCUGGGCUACCACGAAAGCCAUAACCGAUGAUUACGAGUGGAUCAUGUACGCGGCUGCGGAUGAAGUCGUGGGAAAAGGUGUCCCGCGCAUUGCCAGCUGCAUGCGCCGAGCAAUUCGCCACUUGUACAGAGUUCCAAAUUGUUACGGCAUACUCUUCCCCCCGAAAGCCAUGGGCUUCAAGGAAAUUGACAAGUACAUGUACUUCCCCUCAUUUGGCCAGCGCAAGCCGGGCAUUUACCGCCUUGGUUGCAAAGGUUUCAAGUAUGCGAACGACCCAGAAGUUCCAGUGAUACCAUACACUCCCAAUGGCAUGCGGUCAGAUUGCCACGGCCCUUAUAACACACGAUUCUAUCCGCAGCCCUCGCGUAUGAACCAAGUUUGGAGCGUCGACGAAUUCGACAACAUCAAGCGCAGUGAUUCACUCACUCAACUUGACGGAUCAUCGCAGCAAUACCAGUACCAGGAUACCUGUAAUAAGACGGCAACUGUUACACUGCUGAGGGGUAUGUCAGAGGAUGACGACAUGCCUCUACCAGGAUUUUCUGGGGACAACGACCAGUAUCACGGCCCUACCAAGGACUACUCCGGCAAUGUUUCCGACAGCGACAACGACAGUGACAACGACAGCGAUGGCUCAGGUACUAUAGUUGAGGAUGAACCGGAGAUCGGCGACGCUGAUUCCCAGACGAACCAGUUUAUCGACUUUGACGGCGACCACGGGUUCUCGGGUGUGAUAUACCAGGGUUUGGCUUUAGUGGAAGGUCAUAGGUCAUACAUGCUCGCAUUCAGUGCGCGUUAA
Messenger RNA from Aplosporella prunicola CBS 121167, 1185 nucleotides. RefSeq lists its product as uncharacterized. The transcript is spliced from 2 exons. Lineage: Eukaryota; Fungi; Ascomycota; Dothideomycetes; Botryosphaeriales; Aplosporellaceae. The record is from RefSeq and is a predicted model, not a curated record. The coding region runs from base 1 to 1185 and encodes 394 amino acids.